AUGCCUCAGAGUCCUAAAAUCCUGUCGAAGGAGGACUUGCCGACGAACGAGGCAAAAUGGGUAGCACUGAAGAAAUUGUACUGGAGCGAUCAAGAAGGCAAACAGCGAACAUGGGAAUGUGCUGAGCGGACAACAAGAGGCUCGUCCGGUAUUGACGCGGUUGCCAUCCUUGCCGUCUUGCGUUCGGAGACGAAUGCGUUUCAGCCAUCAACUGUGAUCAUUGAGCAGUAUCGUCCUCCGGUAGACAAAUAUGUCAUUGGCAAGCAUACAUACACCCUUUCUGCUGCUAGAUCUCACCGGACACUCGUCAUAGUGCAGAAUUGCCUGCAGGUAGCUCGCGAUGGUCUGAUCGAUGAAGGAGAGACAGCGGAGCAGGCAGCCAUACGUGAGCUCCAGGAAGAAACCGGAUUCAAAGCCACCAAGGUGCUCGACUCGUCGCCUUUACAAGUUUGUGACCCUGGCAUGACGACCGCCAACAUGAAGCUCGUUGCAGUCGACGUUCCUUUCCCAGACAAGCUCGAGCAAUCGGCGCAGAAGCUUGAGCCGGGCGAGUAUAUCACAGCGAGGAUCGUCGAGCUCGCGAAGCUGUCGGACGAGCUGAAAGAGUAUGAGAAGAAGGGCUUCGUCGUCGACGCGCGGUUGUCCCACUUUGCAAUCGGCAUCGAGAUGGCUGAACGGCUGAGGCAGUCAAAGCUUUGA
Rhodofomes roseus is the source of this 699-nucleotide messenger RNA. Its product is annotated as NUDIX hydrolase domain-like protein. Gene Ontology annotation, cellular component: nucleus. The coding region runs from base 1 to 699 and encodes 232 amino acids. The record is from RefSeq and is a predicted model, not a curated record. Gene Ontology annotation, molecular function: ADP-ribose diphosphatase activity. The transcript has 8 exons. Gene Ontology annotation, biological process: nucleoside phosphate metabolic process; ribose phosphate metabolic process. NCBI's taxonomy places the organism in Eukaryota, Fungi, Basidiomycota, Agaricomycetes, Polyporales, Fomitopsidaceae.